AGAAACUACCAAAUAUCAAAUCAACCGCCGUCGCCAAGGGACCAGCUUCCUGAUUUGAUUUGGCUUUAACAUAUAUGUAGAUAUAUCGGGGAGAGAGAGAGAGAGAUCCUUACAUCGUUGAACAACUUUUAUAACCCGUCGCAAUCCCUCAUCAGCUCCUUUUUCAUUCCACGCAUUCACUCCUUCCGCCAAAUAAACGCUAAGCGAUUCUUGCAAUCUCAACUUUUUUUAUUCUCUAAUUGUUUCUAGCUUUCCCUUUUCAACUCUAUACAAAAACCCUUGCGCCAAUUUAUUGUUGCUGGUUUUUCGGAUCAUACUUUGUGUUUUUCUCAUACAUUAUAUAUACGCAAGCACACAUGAAGCGAGGUUAUCAAGAAUCUUCAUCCUCGGGUUCUUACGAACCCCCUCACUCCAAAUUCAAGCACAACCCUGAAGGUGAUGGCCGAUUUUUGGAGGAUGAGAGUACUAAGAUAUUUGCAAAGAAAGUGGCUGAUCAUUACAGUGCAAGAACGAACCAGACUCUUGAAGAGCGAGAAGCAAGUCCUAUUAUUCACUUGAAGAAACUCAAUAACUGGAUAAAGAGUGUCCUGAUUCAACUAUAUGCUAAAAGAGGAGAUGCGGUUCUUGAUCUGGCUUGUGGGAAGGGCGGUGAUCUCAUCAAAUGGGACAAAGCACGGAUUGGUUAUUACGUUGGUAUUGACAUAGCUGAUGGCUCGAUAGAAGACUGCCGUACACGAUAUAAUGGUGAUGCAGACCAUCACCAGCGCCGCAAGAAGUUUUCCUUUCCUGCCAGACUCAUAUGUGGAGACUGCUUUGAGGUUCGGCUGGAUAAGAUUUUGGCAGAAGAUGCUCCAUUUGAUAUUUGUAGCUGCCAGUUUGCCAUGCAUUACUCUUGGUCUACUGAGGCACGUGCUAGGCGAGCUUUGGCAAAUGUGUCAGCUUUACUUCGGCCUGGAGGCAUCUUUAUUGGAACAAUGCCAGACGCCAAUGUUAUAAUAAAAAGGCUCAGACAAGCUGAGGGCCUGGAAUUCGGUAACAGUGUAUACUGGAUACGUUUCGAUGAAGAAUUUGAAAAAAAGAAAUUCAAGUCUUCAAGUCCCUUUGGCAUCAAAUACACGUUCCACCUAGAGGAUGCUGUUGAUUGUCCUGAGUGGAUUGUUCCUUUUCAUGUCUUCAAGGCAUUGGCUGAAGAGCAUGGUUUGGAGUUGGUGUUUGUCAAAAACUCUCAUGCAUUUGUGGAUGAGUACUUGAAGAAACCUGAAUUUGUUGAGCUCAUGCGAAGACUAGGUGCUUUGGGUGACGGUAAAGAAGACCAAAGUACACUAUCACCAGAUGAAUGGGAGGUGGCCUACUUAUAUUUGGCCUUCGUUUUGAGAAAGCGUGGGCAACCAGACCAGGCCCGAGGAAGUAGUAGACGGGACAAAGGUAAGAUGCACCUGUCGAAGGAGGAUAUCUCGUACAUCAGGUCAUGAUGUGCGAUAACCAAUGCAUAAUAUUCUCAAGGUUUCUGUAAUAAUAUUCCAACAGAACAGCUGUUGAAGAAGGCUGGAUAGAGGAAACUGUUAUAUCAACCAUCGGAAGUCAUAUCAACGACCCUCCUCAGUCCCACCAUGAAUUGCAAUAUCGAAUUCCAGCUGCUAACCAGUUUUGAAGAGAUCCAAUAAGUUGCUCUGCCGCCGCUUAUGGCCACAUAGCCUUCAAGUUGAGAUUUGUUUCUUUGUUCUGUUUCUAUCAAGCAUAUUCUGAGAGGCAUACCCGGUGACCAAUUUUCGUGGAACGAGUCACCUAUGUAGCGUUCUCAGUGUAAACAAAUAUUUAAUCCCGUUCAAGUGCAAUUUGUAUGGACAACUCAAAAUAUGAAUGUAAAAGUGAUGUUCAAGUC
Molecule: messenger RNA, 1882 nt
Organism: Sesamum indicum (sesame)
Lineage: Eukaryota; Viridiplantae; Streptophyta; Magnoliopsida; Lamiales; Pedaliaceae
Product: mRNA cap guanine-N(7) methyltransferase 1
Biological process (GO): 7-methylguanosine mRNA capping
Cellular component (GO): nucleus
Molecular function (GO): mRNA 5'-cap (guanine-N7-)-methyltransferase activity
Source: RefSeq, a predicted model, not a curated record